AUGGUGAAUAAAACUGAUAACAAAUUCACUUGGGUGAUCAAGAAUUUCUCCUCUUUGCCAUCCGAGAAAAUCUACUCGGAUCGUUCGUCAUCGGCGGCUGUAAAUGGUAAGAAGAGAACGAAUCUUCUUGCCUAUCCCAAGGGAAACAAGGUUGAUUGCUUGUCUCUGUUUCUGAUAGUCGCCGAUCAUGAAUCGUUGCCUUCUGGAUGGAGUAGACACGCACUCUUCCGCAUAUCUUUAAUGAGUUCUAUGUUUCGUGACAUUACAGUAGGACAGCACAGGUUUGACCAGAAGACUCCCAACUGGGCCUUUACAUCCAUGAUCCCCCUUACCAUGCUUCAUGCAGACAAUGGUGGAUUUCUGAGGAACGGACAAGUCAAGAUUGUUGCAGAGAUUGAUGUUCGUGUAGUUGUACCUGAAGAAGAAACCAAACCUCUGAAAAAGAUAAAGCAAGAAGAUGAUGGUGCUGAUUUACUGAAUAACAAGACUCUACAACUGAAUUUAAACGAGAUGGAACUUAUGAGACUUAUGUUUGAAAAACAUCCAGACGUUGCAUUAGGGUUUCGUUCGAAGGACCCGAUUUUGAGGACUGCGUACAUUAAUGUCCUGCUCAGCUUAAUCCAGAAGCUAUGCAAACCGCCUCAAGAACUAUCAGAUAAUGACAUGUCUGAUGUAGUUGCUGCACUGGCAUACAUGGCAGAUGGAGGGUUCAAGUUGGAUUGGUUGGAGAAGAAACUUGGUGAAGUAAAGGAAAAGAAGAAGAAAGAAGAGGCUUGCAUGGCCCAGCUGCAAGAAAUGGAGGAAGAGCUAAAGCCAUUGAAGAAGAAGUGCUUAGACCUUGAAGCUCAGAUGGAUAAGAAGAAGGAAGAGAUUUUGGAAGCAAGAGCUCCUCUCUCAUUUGAUCACUUGAAUUCUUAG
This is a messenger RNA of Microthlaspi erraticum, 918 nucleotides long. The record is from the annotation of a GenBank genome assembly. Lineage: Eukaryota; Viridiplantae; Streptophyta; Magnoliopsida; Brassicales; Brassicaceae.